Messenger RNA from Prorocentrum cordatum, 812 nucleotides. Lineage: Eukaryota; Dinophyceae; Prorocentrales; Prorocentraceae. The record is from the annotation of a GenBank genome assembly.
GGGCGGGAGGUACGGGCAGCGCUCGCUGGUGAAGGCGGAGGGCAAGAGCCUCGGGGACUUCUCGGCGAAGAGGUUGGACGAGUGCGCGAAGAAGUGCGACGAGACGCCAGAGUGCCACUCCUUCUCCUACAGCGCAAACGCUUGGCUGGACGGCAACAAGGGCUGCAACCUGAAGGACAAGGUCGUCACCGCGGGCGAGGCUGGUUCGGACAGCCUCGACAAGGGCGACUAUAAGACCUACUACAAGGUCGCCGCCGGCGCGGACUUCCAGAGUCUCCACGCCGCCUCGGUGCUUUGGACGUCGCUUGCCAAGGUGACGCCCUUCCACGCAGUCUGCGUGCUGGCGGUCUGCGGCGCGGUGGUGGCGCUCCUGACGCUGGCGGUGCUGUCGCGAGCGUCGUCCCGCAGGUUCGACCGCGUGCCCACGGCGUCGUCGGACGCCGCGCUUGGAGACGAGCCGCUGGUCACCGCCACUGCGGAGUAGAGGACGUGCGUGAUGGUCGCCAGCGCGAUAAUUGGAGAGUGAGUAUGCCAGCGCUCUAUCGUGCAAGCUGUGCUCUCCCGUUCGUCGGUGCAGCCCGCGUGCUGCAGCCCUGGAGACGGGUGAAAUGAUAUCUGUUGGGCUGCAUCGUCGAGUGUACGCCAGCGGCACUGCGUACUUGAGUACACUGCGCGCUCUAAUUCGGUGGCGACAACGUUUCGCCUUUUCCAUGUCGACCAGACAUCGACCAGUGGCCUUCGGCCCAUACCGCCACCGUUCCUGUAAUAUGGAUUAUCUCUCCUAUCCUCCCUUGCUUCCCUUCCAGGUACCG